This is a messenger RNA of Acipenser ruthenus (sterlet), 2957 nucleotides long. Its product is annotated as transcription cofactor vestigial-like protein 3. The record is from RefSeq and is a predicted model, not a curated record. The transcript has 4 exons. Gene Ontology annotation, biological process: regulation of transcription by RNA polymerase II. NCBI's taxonomy places the organism in Eukaryota, Metazoa, Chordata, Actinopteri, Acipenseriformes, Acipenseridae. The coding region runs from base 377 to 1333 and encodes 318 amino acids. Gene Ontology annotation, cellular component: nucleus.
AUAAAUGCAAAUUACCCGCCCCCAUCAUAUUUAUCUGAGGAGCAGCAAGAGGGCGUGUAACCACACAACCGCGUCCUCCAAUCGGCACUUACUUCAGUGACAAACUUUUCUCCAAUCAUUCGAACCCCCGAACUUCAGAGAGUGGAUUGGAGUUGCCUGCGAUCACUUUCCACUCCUUGAUCCUAUUUAGAGGAGCUGGGAGUGAAUAACUUCAAUGGGCAUCCUUUUGUAUUUAUGGUAAUAAACCUUUCACUCCGGGCAAAGUUCCAUUGUCUGGCCGCAGGUUUAUAUAGAGACGAUGCUGUGUCAGGGCACAAGCCCAGUUUGAGAACCGCUUUACCUUACUUGAUAGCACCAGCGAUCAGCCUGAUCUGCAAUGAGUUGUCUGGAGGUUAUGUAUCACCAUCAGCCUUAUGGAGCGCACCAGUAUUUACCAGCGACAUCAGCAGCAGCGGCGGCAGCAGCAUAUAAAGCAGCAUACUACCAUCACCACCACCACCAGAAUCAGCAGAAGUUAGCAGCGUUCAGUAAGAUGUAUGAGUCCCUGGGUCCCCCUGCAGCCAGUAAAGAGGAGGAGGAGGAGGAGGAGGAGGCGACGAAGGAGCAGCCAGCGGAGACAGAGUACCUCAGCUCCAGAUGCAUCCUCUUCACUUACUUCCAGGGAGAGAUCAGCGAUGUGGUGGAUGAGCACUUCAGCAGAGCGCUCAGUCAGACCAGCAACUUCAGCCUGGAACCCUCAGCCCUCAAAAGCCAGAAGACAACAAGCAGCUCCCUGUGGAAAGAAGGAGCCACGUUGUCCGGAAGUCAGUUCCCUGCUUCUCUCUGGAAUACCUCGUACCAGCCUCAGGCUCCCCACUGCCUCAGUGGAGUUCAUCCGGAGUUCCCUGGUGCAGCUGCUGGUGCAUUCCAUUCUUCAGACCCUCCGAGCUGGGCCAGCCAUGCACUGCACCAGCCUGCCAUGCCCCCUGCCCCUGCCGUCUCAGACUCCUGGCAUUACCCGCUGGCAUCACAAGCUAGCCCCACCUACACACAUGUCCACGACAUAUAUUCACACAUGCACCCCCACUCCCACCCACACCAUCACCCUCACCACUCACACAUCCUGCACCACCCCCAUUCCACCCACCUGGACUCCCGCUACAGCCCCCUGCUGGUCCCCACGGUGCGCACAGCCCGCAACCCCACCCCCCAGGGUGACAACCCAAAGACCGAACCCGCCUCCGCCACCACUGCCACCCAGUUGUGGGCCGGAGCUUUUCACAGUACAGUCGAUGUCGGCUUCGACACAGGUUUGCAACACCAAGACAAAGGCAAAGGGUCCACUUGGUUCUGAAGAGGAAGAGUGUUGUAGCACCUGAGAGACAGUCCUGUUUUGCACCACUAUUUUGAGCAAACACCUACAAUUGUCUGGAAAUCCUCUUGCAGAAGUGAACGGGUGCAGGCAAGGUGACUAAGUCUUUUUCCUUAAACAGGGAUGAUGGAAUUUUAAUCUUUAAAGAAUAUUAUGUUCCGGAGACCGGCACGUGAAUUCGUGUGGAGCGCAUUGAUGUUCAACAGAGGAAUUCACAAGCCUGCCUGAGAUGCCUUGGCUCGCACUACCAAGAAAUUGGGAAAGCUAAUAAUUAAGAGUAAAUUACACUUUUUCAUUUCAAGCACAAGUGCUGUGAGAGACAAGCUCAUUUCAAGAGGAGUGUUCUUUUAUUUUGCUGGGAUCCUGUUACUACGGGACGAUAAGAGGUAUAUUUUGAUCUAUAUAUAUAUGUAUAUAUAUAUAUUUUUGUAAAGAAUAUCCUGUUGAGAAACAGUUUUUUUCUCUCCUAAACAUGAAGGUCUUUUUUUUAAAUAAAUACAUCUUUUGUGAUAAUUGUGUACAGUUCUGUUUAAAGAACCUUUGUAUGUGAAGCACUGGGUAGAAAAUGAAGACAAUUUUGCAUGAUAAAAAAACAGGACUGCUUUUUUAGGUGCUAUUAUUUAAUGUGUAGCGCUAUGUUCCUAUGUAUGUGGGGGUUUUUUGUUUUUUACUUUUUGUGAUUUGUUUACAAGGUAACUGUUGUUGAAAAACAUUUGUUUUUAACACAAUGGAAUUAUCAAUGUGCCAUCUGGCCUGCUGAGUUCUAUUGGCAGUCACAUUUUCUCCUGUACUUUGGGUUAGCAUACAAUGCAUUACAAGAUUUGAUAACCUCAGUGUAUGGAUUUUAUUAGAAUUCAUGAAUUUCCAUAAAGGCUUAGCUGAAAAGCACCAUUUACAUGAGAUUUGUUUUAAAUGAUGUAGUUCAAUUAUGAAUCAUAAGUAAAUUCCACCAAAGAUUACUUAAAGUAAAAGUAAAAUAGCUCAGUUAAAUUAAACAGGGUUGUGUAAUAUAUUUGAUAUAUUUCUGUUUGAAAUUUUGGAAAUAAAGAUUAUAGUUCCUCAAUAAAAAAAAGACAAAUAACAGCUUAAAUUCAUGCAGUACAUGUGUCAAGAAUGUCAAGGAAAACAGUUAUAAAUACAUUUUUUAAUUACCUUUACAUUUUUUGCACUUCAACAUACAAUGUAUUUUCUAUACCAGGCAGCUGUACAGUGUUGAAUCCAAUGUCUUAGAGGUUAGGAAAAAUCUGAAGGUCUUUCUAAGCAAAAUCAUUUUUAGCAACAGUUAAGCCAUUUGCCGAAAAGCUUUUUGUUGCUGAAAAAAAGCAUUAUUUUUUUUUUAGCAAACUCAAUGCUUAUGAUAAAAAGUGAAGCUCUGCAAAAAAGUGCUGUUUAUGGCCUGUAUUUUAACAGUGUAUUUUAAGUGUCUCGUUUACAAGUGUUUUGUUUUGUGUUUCUUGUGUAUGCAGCAAGCGUUCUUGUACAAUAUAUCUUGUGGAUUUUAUUUGGCUUAUUCCACACAUUUUUAUUGUUUGCAAUUCGUUCUGGUCCAAUUGUUUCUUCUGUAAAGCGAGUUGUAAAUGUGUCCUUGUUAAUAAAAUUAUUUAAU